AUGAACCAGGAUUAUGCAGACGUCGUUCAUCAAGCUGUCAUGAAUCUCAACAUCUUGAUUCAAUCAACUACCAAACCUGAUUUGAUCUACAAAAAAGUAGGCGACUCAGUUGCCCUGUCGCCAGGUCAGAGUUUUAAUAUCAUCAGUAGCGUAACGUGGAAGCACAAAACGGACCCCGCCCUGCAGUGGUUCGGCGGGAACAUUGCUUGUUACAGAGAUUUUAAAGGUCGCUGUGACUUGGACUUAGAAAGUGGAAGUUUGAUCAUCAACAAUCUGACGCUAGAUGACAGCGGCAGCUACACAUUUGACAUCAACAACAAAGUUCUUGACAAAAAGGAACUACGGGUUAUGAAACCGGUUCCAAAACCCACAAUAUCCGUAAACUGCAACAACGAGAAGACCGUCUGUAAUCUCACCUGUGACGCCAACAUCUCCUCUGAGUUUGGACCCGUCACAUAUAAAUGGGAGACAGGAGACAAAGAGUUGUCCAACGACAAGGAGCUGAGCUUAACAACGGACAAUAAGGAGAUCUCCUUCUCCUGUAUGUUGGGAAACCCCAUUAGCAGCAACUUCAGUGAAGACGUAUCAAACCCUGUGAGUGGGGGUGAGUUAAAACACACAUCCAUACCAUCAACAGUGUUUCUCCCUCGCUCCAUAUACGUGUAA
This is a messenger RNA of Xiphophorus hellerii (green swordtail), 666 nucleotides long. RefSeq names its product SLAM family member 9-like. The transcript is spliced from 5 exons. The record is from RefSeq and is a predicted model, not a curated record. Gene Ontology annotation, cellular component: membrane. NCBI's taxonomy places the organism in Eukaryota, Metazoa, Chordata, Actinopteri, Cyprinodontiformes, Poeciliidae. The coding region runs from base 1 to 666 and encodes 221 amino acids.